Molecule: messenger RNA, 840 nt
Organism: Zerene cesonia (dogface butterfly)
Lineage: Eukaryota; Metazoa; Arthropoda; Insecta; Lepidoptera; Pieridae
Exons: 3
Coding region: 23-712 (229 amino acids)
Molecular function (GO): transmembrane monodehydroascorbate reductase activity
Source: RefSeq, a predicted model, not a curated record
GUGAGAUAACACAUCGCCGAAAAUGAACGCCGACCCCGAAGCAAUUACUGAAACUGGAGGAUCAUAUGCUUUGAAAAUAUUUCAAACAUGCUCUAAUCUUUUGGUGCAUUUGUUAAUAGGCAUUGUUGUGGGUACUUGUUUACAUUUUUCCUUCUCUAAUGGAUUACCUCUGGGAGCGACUGCGAUACACAUAGUGCUAUGUGCAAUAGGGUACCAACUCCUUAUGGCCCAAGCCAUCUUAAUGCUGUCCCCUGAGAACGCGUGGUCCAAGGUUCUGACAUUCCGAGACAAGCGCAGGGCCCACACCAUUUUGCAAAUAUCUGGAUCAGCUUUGGCCAUCGCCGGCAGUAUUAUCAAAAUGCUUGACAAGAACCAAAACUUUAAUACUCUACACGGACAAUUUGGUUUAGCAGCCAUGGUGUUUACAACUGUGAGCCUUGUGAAUGGUGUCACUUCGCUUUACGCCUUUGAAUGGAGGGCCUUCUGUCCAGGAAACAUCUCAAAGAUCACUCACAUUUUGUUCGGUUCCGUUGCCUUCAUAUGCGCGUCUAUUUGCUUGUGCUAUGGCAUUGACAAGAACUUCUUCAGGAUGUGGACCGGUCAAGCAUUUGCCGACACUCUCAUAGCAUUCAUAGCAAUCUUCACCGUUAUCAUUGUCAUAGCGCCCUUCGUAAACUGCUUCAAGAAGACCGUGCGUUUCAUAAAGAAGUGAUUUAAAAGUGAGAACACUACGGAAUCUCAAAGCUCCUAAAAUAUUUCGCAUGUGAAUAAAAUAACGAAUAUCGAACGUGUGCUAAAUUUGUUAUAAAUGAUGGUUGUUUUUACAAUAAUGUCCAGUGU